AUGAACGUUCUCAAGCUCCAGAGGAAGUAUCCUCAGUUCCCCCAAAACGAAAUCUACGGCCUGAGCGACGCUUUCCGCAAGCUCGACAUUGACGACAAGGGCUACGUUGACGAGGCUACUGCCAUCAAAGCUACCCAACAGAGCGAGCGCCAGCCAUACGAUGUCGUCAGACAGGCCUUGAAAGAGGUUGACCUCGACUCGUCUCGCCGUGUCGAGCUCGAGGACUACGUCGCCCUGAUUGCCAAGCUUCGCGAGUCUUCUCCUGCCCAAAAACGCAUGUCAACAGGUCCUACUGCGCCCGCUGGCAUUGUCGCGCAAGCAACCGGUGGUCAUGCCAAAAAGGCCAGCAUUGGCAAGAUUCACGUUCAGGGCUCAAACGCCAACGUCACCCACACCAUCAACGAAGAUGAGCGAACCGAAUUCACCCGCCACAUCAACGCCGUUCUGGCCGGCGACCCAGAUAUUGGCAACCGCCUACCUUUUCCCACUGACACCUUUGAGAUGUUCGACGAGUGCAAGGAUGGUCUGGUGCUCGCCAAGCUCAUCAACGACAGUGUCCCUGACACCAUCGACGAGCGUGUCCUGAACCGCCCCAAGAAGGCAAAGAACCUCAACGCCUUCCAAAUGACGGAGAACAACAACAUCGUCAUUGAGUCCUCCAAGGGUAUCGGUCUGUCCGUUGUCAACAUUGGCAGUGGUGAUAUUAUCGAAGGCCGAGAGCAUCUGAUUCUUGGUCUGAUCUGGCAGAUCAUCCGUCGUGGCCUGCUGAGCAAGAUUGACAUCAAGCUUCACCCUGAGCUGUACCGCUUGCUCGAGGAGGACGAGACUUUGGAGCAGUUCCUGCGCCUUCCCCCUGAGCAGAUUCUUCUGAGAUGGUUCAACUACCACUUGAAGGCGGCCAACUGGCCUCGCAGGGUCAACAACUUUUCGACCGAUAUCAAGGACGGCGAGAACUACACGGUGCUCUUGGCACAAAUCGGCUCCGAGUACGGCGCGACGAGAGACCCUCUCCAGACACGCGAUCUUUUGCAGCGAGCCGAAGAGAUUCUGCAAACGGCCGACAGGAUGGGUUGCCGCAAGUUCCUUACGCCAACCUCUUUGGUUGCCGGCAACCCUAAACUGAACCUGGCUUUCGUUGCCAACCUCUUCAACAAUCACCCCGCGCUCGACCCCAUCACCGAGGAGGAGAAGCUGGAGGUUGAGGACUUUGACGCCGAAGGUGAGAGGGAAGCUCGCGUUUUCACUCUUUGGCUCAACAGCUUGGACGUGCAGCCCGCGGUUCAGUCCUUCUUCGACGACUUGCGCGAUGGCACUGUACUUCUGCAAGCGUACGACAAGGUCAUCAAGGGAUCUGUCAACUGGCGUCAUGUCAACAAGCCUCCGGCUCACGGUGGAGAGAUGUUGCGCUUCAAGGCUGUUGAGAACACCAACUACGCCAUUGAGCUGGGCAAGCAGAACCGCUUCUCGCUUGUCGGCAUUCAGGGUGCGGAUAUCACUGACGGCCAGCGCACCUUGACGCUCGGCUUGGUUUGGCAGCUGAUGCGCAAGGACAUCACUGUCACUCUAUCCACAUUGGCACAGCGUCUUGGAAAGCGUGAAAUUACAGACUCGGAGAUGGUCAGAUGGGCCAACGACAUGGCCCGCAAGGGCGGCAAAUCCUCGAGCAUCCGUUCCUUCAAGGACCCCGCCAUCGGCACCGGUGUCUUCCUGUUGGAUGUGCUCAACGGUAUGAAGAGCAGCUACGUUGACUACGAUCUCGUCACCCCUGGCCACACGGACGACGACGCCUACCUCAACGCCAAGCUCAGCAUCAGUAUCGCGAGAAAGAUGGGAGCGACCAUCUGGCUGGUGCCCGAGGAUAUUUGCCAGGUCCGCAGCCGUCUGGUGACUACUUUCAUCGGCUCCCUGAUGGCCACUGCGGAGAAGCAGGGGCUGUAA
This is a messenger RNA of Colletotrichum chrysophilum, 1938 nucleotides long. RefSeq names its product fimbrin (gene SAC6). Gene Ontology annotation, molecular function: actin filament binding; calcium ion binding. The coding region runs from base 1 to 1938 and encodes 645 amino acids. Gene Ontology annotation, biological process: actin filament bundle assembly; actin filament network formation. Gene Ontology annotation, cellular component: actin filament; cytoplasm; actin filament bundle. The transcript is spliced from 5 exons. NCBI's taxonomy places the organism in Eukaryota, Fungi, Ascomycota, Sordariomycetes, Glomerellales, Glomerellaceae. The record is from RefSeq and is a predicted model, not a curated record.